GUCGCUUCAUUGCUGCUUUAGCUCCGGACCUGACGAAGCAGACCGUCGCCGCCCGCUCUUUUCCGCCCCCACCGUAUUCCACGUCACCACCUUCAUCAUGGACGACUGCGUGCAAGCCGCCGCCAACUCUGGCAUGUUCGCACUGUGCUCGGAGCCGACGCUUCGCCAGAUCUGUGCGCGCGCCAAAGCCGUGACGUACCCUAAGAACGCCGUCGUAUACCGCCAGGGUGAGACGCAGAGCGAGAUGCUGCUGCUCAAGGAAGGUAGCGUGGAAACCACCAAGAUCAUCGAGGGCCAAGAACACACACUCGACGUGAUGACCAGCGGCGCCGUGAGCGCUAACCAUGCGCUCGUACAAGACCCCGCGGCUGUGACGGUACGCUGUCUCACUCCCGUGUCGGGCUUCUCGCUGCAGAGCUCUGCACUUGACGAGGUGCUCGAAGACAGAACCGCCUCGCGCGAGGUUAUGCACAGUCUGAGCAAAGAAAUCCGGCGACAGGCCUCGCUACUGCAGACGCCGCUGUUCGAGCAGCACGCCAAGCCCACGCCCUACUUCGCCACUUCCGUGGCUGCCUCCAUCGAGUCGUUCUACCGUAGUGGCAUGAACUCGCUGCUUAACGCUCGCCUAACGGGUCAACCCGUGGCCAGACUCUUCCCUGAGAUGCACCUGCAGAUCCCCACGCGUGUCGUGUACAUUAACGGGUUUAAGGGCAUCCGUCACCUGUUGGAGAAGAACGUGGACGCCGACCAGUACGAGUACCCGCUGUUAGUGCGCCUGACGGAGGCUGUGUCGCCCGGUGUCAUCAUGACGCCUGUAAGCAGCAUGCUGGAGGCCUUUAACGCUGGCCACAUGAACCCAGAGUCGCUGGCCACGCGCUGGAUCCGCGGUACGGCUCCACGUAUGUUGCGUGAGGUGAUUUUCGGUGUCGGUCUGAACCAGCUGUCCGACUACUUCGAGGAGCGUCUGUCCGUGACUGCGAGCCCCGCGCUGAACAAUGCCAUUGGAAGUAUGGCGGCCGGUGUCGUGUCCGGUUACCUGUCGCACGUGCCGCACAACCUGUCCACGAUGAAGCUCAUGCACCCGCAGAAGAGCUACGGCGAGCACAUGGACGACUUCAUUCGACGCGCGGAAGUGCGUGUGCCCAACACGGUAUCCCCCCGACAGCGUUACUUGGCAGCCACAGCGCUGGCGUUGCUGUUCCCUAAGGGCCUGACGGUGCGUACGUCGCAGAUCGUGGGCUCGUUCAUUAUCCUGAACGGCACCAUCAACUCUCUCAAGGACAUUGACUUCAACACGAUCAAGGGCUUCAUGUCGGGCUAAAUGUCCGACGACGACAUGUGACAAGGCGAGACUAUUAGGUAGCGACGCGUACGGUAAGAGGGCGCGCACUUUACUCCACUGCAACUUGGCAAGGCUCCGGUCGGGAAGGUGCGUGCGUGUACAGCUCAGUUCAACUUGACGCAGCCAGGCGAACUAGACCAGCGAAAGCAAGCGGCGAUUGGAUUGCGUAGAGCCGAAAGAUAACAUGACGGCAAUGGGGAAAGUAGAGCAGCCACGGCAGCCCCGAAUGAUACCAAUAUCAAACAAUACAAUGCAAGUUCAAGAGGAUGUUGGUAUUGCCACGUACAUUACGUCGAUGGGAUGGCUACGUGCAACCUCAAAUCAUGUUAAACCGAUCAUGUGAAUCAUCAACGUCAAGCAAGCAAAAGAAUGGACUGGCCAGCGCGUGCCAUUGCGUUUUUCGUGCUUUUUACCUCAUCAGCUCCAUUUGUGCCCCGUGCGAGCUGAUCGUUGGUGGAUUCACUCAUUCUUUUUGCAGAGUGGCGUCGGCUAGAGAAGGUGGAGGAAGUGGAGUCUCGAUUGGCAGCGGACACUCACGUACAAUACUCGAUCGCUGGACACGGCUUACAUACUGGUACGCGCGUAAGUGGCGGAAGAAUGUUGACGUGAAGAACGUCACGAUCCGCGCCACUUCCAUCGGCGAGAAUGGCGUUGGGAGUGAAGGCGUCUCUGUGUCUUGAGCUUUGUCAUUCUCAGACACCACGCCGCUGGCUUGCCGUAUCUUCUCGUGGAACUGCUCGUAGACAGCUUCCACCGACGGAUACGCGUCCGGAUCAACACGAAUCUCCGGUGUCGGAAUUGUAGUUACCGGGGCGGUCUCUGCAUCCUCGUGAGACUCCGCGUUCUGUGGCACCGGCUCAGAGAUCUUACUCACUGAUGAGUCUCCAUUAAUUGAGAAAGGAUCUGUUGCGAAGGUGUACACCUCGUGUGCAAGCGUGAGCAGCGCGAGAGCCUUUUCGGGAGGCAGAUGCGCUUCGUCCCGAGCGAAGUUGAGCACGCCGAAGCAGAAGUCCACCCACACGCAGGUACGUGGAUUCACAGGGUAGUGCUGCACUCCCAAUGCGCUUGUCAAUCGCUCUGCACGCUCCGCCGCCGACGCAGCAGCAUGAACCUGCUCCAACUGCUCCAAUGAGAUCAGCGUUCUUGGACCCGGUGGAUCUUCGACUGGAGUUGGCUGCUCCUCCACCACGACCAGUGUUGGCGGCGUCAGCUCUAUUGCCUUCCCCAUUUUUAUUAAAAAAAAAUAAUCACCGACCGUUCAAAACAUAAAAAAAACGUGCCAAAAGUUCAAAUUCAUUCACACGAGCACGAAAGAAAAAAAAUAAAAGCCGCAUCCAACG
This is a messenger RNA of Phytophthora nicotianae INRA-310, 2682 nucleotides long. RefSeq lists its product as hypothetical. Gene Ontology annotation, cellular component: cytosol. The transcript has a single exon. Bases 98 to 1321 code for a protein of 407 amino acids. Lineage: Eukaryota; Oomycota; Peronosporomycetes; Peronosporales; Peronosporaceae. Gene Ontology annotation, molecular function: DNA-binding transcription factor activity. The record is from RefSeq and is a predicted model, not a curated record.